Brugia pahangi is the source of this 879-nucleotide messenger RNA. Lineage: Eukaryota; Metazoa; Nematoda; Chromadorea; Rhabditida; Onchocercidae. The record is from the annotation of a GenBank genome assembly.
AUGCGUGAAAUAUUAUCAAAUGAUAAUAAUGAUUAUUCGAAACAUAUUUUAUCUGAUAAAACAUCAUUAUCAACAUCAAAUACACCACCAUUACAAUCAAUGCUAUCAACAUUUGAACCAUAUGGUCGAAGUAAUAGUACAAGUAGUAUGCCAAGUAUUUCUGUCACAUCAUUUGUCACAUCAACUGGACGACAUCGUCUUCUACCACAAACACCAAACGAACACAUACGUCGUUCAUCAUCACCACGAUUUCUUCCAACACCACCAUUAUCAUUUCAAUCGGUAUCACCAUUAUUAUCAUUAUCAUCAAAAUCUACUACUAGUAGCAGUAGUACUACUACUACUGCUACUACUGCAUCUGAUUUAUCAGUUUAUCAGCAUCGGAAUUCAGAUCAGCGAUCAACAAUAACUGGAAGACGUCUACCGCAAACACCAAUUCAUAAUGAUUUUAUUACUGAUAAAAAGAAUAGAGUAGCAGUAAAACAACAAUAUUCAACAACUACUACUGCUAUUAAUAAUGAUAAUAAUGAUGAUGAUGAUAACGACGAUAAUACUGAUACUAAUAGUAUUACUGAUAAUAUUGUUGAUAAUGAAUGGCCAUCACCAACAGUUAUUCAACGAAAAUUUUCGGAUUUACAAAAAGUUUCACAAAAUGAUUGUAGUAAUUCAUCAUAUGAUACUUCAUUACGAUCAUUACAACGAUUAGCAUCUUUAAAACAACAACAACAACAACAUAAACAUAAACAACAACAGCAACAACAAGCAGGAGGAAAAUUUAAUCAACCACAAUAUUCGCUAGAUCAUUCAAGUGGUACUUCAACUAGUACAAAUGCUUAUUCACAAAGCUCAUCAUUAUCACCAUCCGUUGAACAGGUUUAA